Molecule: messenger RNA, 822 nt
Organism: Vitrella brassicaformis
Lineage: Eukaryota; Vitrellaceae
Source: the annotation of a GenBank genome assembly
CGCAGAUUUCCCCUGCCACAGAUCUCGUCUCAGAAUGAAGCUCCUGGCGUCCCUCCUCGUCUCUUCACUGGGUGUCGUCAUAUCUGUCGCCUCGAACACCCGUCCUUUCCCACCAUCCCGUCCCCUCGCCCCUCGCUCUCUCCGCGCCGUCGGCUUCAUCCUGCUGCCACCACUGUCCUCACCAUCAUCACCGCGAUCACCGUCUGUGUCAGUUUCCGACGGUGGCAUCACGUCGCUGGAGGCGGUGCCGAAGAAGAAGACCAGCAGGUCCAGGCGCGACAAGCGAAGGAAGCAGUGGUACAAGCUGCCCACCAUGGCAAGGAACAAGGGGUGGAUUGAGCCGGUGAGUGCACAGGCAAGGAGAUCUAUCUGGUCAUGGGAGCUGUGGAAUCAUUGUGUUUCGGGUGUUGGCUGUGGUGUGUGCAGGACACGAAGAGCAACAUCGAGCCUGGGUGGCUGGUGGCACCGCCAGCACAGUGAUUUGCAAUGGUGGGGGUGGUGCAUGGGAUGGCAUGGCUGCCUUGUCUUUCGGCAGCUCAUAUCCUGCCUCGGUGUGUAUAGUCGAUGUGAUAAGAGAGAGAGAUGAGCUUUAGGGCUUUUCACUAGGCUGGCAUUAUGUGUGUGGUGGCGUGCUUGAACUGAUGUAUCUCUGCCGUUGUUGUCGUCGGUGUGGAGCCGUCGGUUCACAUGCCGGUGGCUGCGUGCGGAUGAGGGCGGGGGCAGAGAUCCGUCAGAGGGAGCAUGAGUGGAGUGUGUGUGCGGACCAUACGGCAGCUGCCGCAUGCCAUGACCAGAGAGAAGGAAGGCUGAUCUGUUUCUGUC